AUGGCAUAUGACCGCUAUGCAGCCAUCUGUAAUCCUCUCAAUUACACUGUCAUAAUGUCAGGAGAAAAGUGUUUCUGGCUGGUAGCAAAUUCAUAUGUCCUUGGAAUUUUGUAUGCAGUUUUACACACUGGAUUCACAUUUACUCUAUCCUUUUGUGGGCCAAAUGUGAUCAAUCAGUACUACUGUGAUAUUCCCCCUCUCUUACAACUGUCUUGUUCUGAUACACACAGCAAUGAGAAAGUGAUAUUUGCACAAGUUAGUAUAAAUUGUGUAGGUAGUACAGUAAUAAUCUUAACCUCUUAUGUUUGAAUCCAUCACCAUCUUGAAAAUCCGUUCUGCUACAAGUCAGUGCAAGGCCUUUUCCACUUUUAUUUGCCACCUGACAGUUGUCAGUUUAUUCUAUGGGACAGUUUUCUUUAUAUAUUUGCUUCCCAGUUCCAUGUAUUCUUUGGAACAAGACAAAGAUGUAUGGUGCUUCCCCUGCCACUGGCGUCCACCUACUGA
Hemicordylus capensis (graceful crag lizard) is the source of this 504-nucleotide messenger RNA. RefSeq names its product olfactory receptor 1020-like. NCBI's taxonomy places the organism in Eukaryota, Metazoa, Chordata, Lepidosauria, Squamata, Cordylidae. The record is from RefSeq and is a predicted model, not a curated record. Gene Ontology annotation, cellular component: membrane. Gene Ontology annotation, molecular function: olfactory receptor activity; G protein-coupled receptor activity; odorant binding. Gene Ontology annotation, biological process: G protein-coupled receptor signaling pathway; sensory perception of smell.